UGAGCAAAGUCAGAGAGGUUUUUUCGGCUUUCUCGAAGUGAAGCGGCCUCGUCUGCUGCUCCUUUGAACGUGGCUUAGCAGGAAGGAGUGGAGUGUGCAGGACCUCCUGUUCGGGAGCUGGCAAAGCCGCCCUGCAGAAUGAGACGACUCACGUGCUUUCUCAUCUGGUUUCUUCUUUCUCAAACACCAGGCUUUGAGAUCCCCACAGAUGGACUUCCCGAAUUUGUAGAUUAUGAAGAUCUUGUGGAACUGGCCCCAGGCAAAUUUGGAUUUGCUCCAGAGAACCGGAGACAGCAGAGAAGCCUUUCCGGAGAAUCCGAGGAAACGAUGGGAGCCGUGGACCAAGUCACCCUGUAUAGCUACAAGGUCCGGUCCACCAUCACUUCUCGGACGGCCACCACCAUCAUUGAAAGCAAAGUGGUGAACAACUCCCCCCAGCCUCAGAACGUCGUGUUUGAUGUCCAGAUUCCCAAAGGAGCCUUCAUUACCAACUUCUCCAUGACUGUGGAUGGCACGACAUUUAGGAGUUCCAUUAGAGAGAAAACUGUGGGCAAAGCUCUCUACUCACAGGCAAGAGCCAAAGGCAAGACAGCGGGGCUGGUGAGGAGCAAAGCUCUUGAUAUGGAGAACUUCAGAACAGAAGUGAACGUCCUUCCUGGAGCAAAGGUGCAGUUCGAACUCCACUACCAGGAAGCCAAGUGGAGGAAGCUGGGAUCCUAUGAACACAGGCUUUACCUGCAGCCGGGACGGCUGGCCAAACACUUGGAGGUAGACGUGUGGAUUAUUGAGCCUCAGGGAAUACGGUUUCUUCAUGUUCCCGACACGUUUGACGGCCAUUUUGAGGGCGUAACGGUCGUUUCUAAAGGACAGCAGAAGGCACAUGUCUCCUUCAAGCCCUCGGUAGAGCAGCAGAGGAUUUGCCCCAGCUGCCUGGAGACCGCGGUGGAUGGGGAGCUGGUGGUGCUGUAUGACGUGGACAGAGAAAAGAAGGCCGGCGAACUUGAGGUAUUCAAUGGGUAUUUCGUCCACUUCUUUGCUCCUGAAAGCCUGGACCCGAUUCCCAAAAACAUCCUCUUUGUUAUCGACGUUAGUGGCUCUAUGUGGGGCGUUAAAAUGAAGCAGACUGUGGAAGCAAUGAAGACCAUACUGGACGACCUGAGAGCUGAAGACCAAUUCUCCGUGAUUGAUUUCAACCAUAACGUUCGAACCUGGAGAAACGAUUUAGUUUCAGCUACUAAAACACAGGUGGCAGAUGCCAAGAGGUAUAUUGAGAAAAUCCAGCCCAGCGGAGGCACAAACAUCAACGAGGCCCUCCUGCGAGCCAUCUUCAUUUUGAACGAAGCCAAUAACCUGGGCCUGCUGGACCCCAACUCAGUGUCGCUCAUCAUUCUGGUUUCGGAUGGAGACCCAACAGUUGGUGAACUAAAAUUGUCAAAAAUUCAGAAAAACGUGAAGCAGAGCAUUCAAGACAACAUCUCCUUGUUCAGUCUGGGGAUGGGGUUUGAUGUCGACUACGACUUUUUGAAGAGGCUGUCUAAUGAAAACCGGGGGAUUGCUCAAAGGAUUUAUGGAAACCAGGACACGUCUUCCCAGCUCAAGAAAUUCUACAACCAGGUCUCGACUCCAUUGCUCCGGAAUGUUCAGUUCAACUAUCCCCACACGUCAGUAACAGAUGUCACUCAAAACAGCUUCCCUAACUAUUUUGGAGGGUCAGAGAUUGUGGUGGCAGGAAAGUUCGACCCUGAUAAACUGGACGAGAUACAGAGUAUCAUCACUGCCACCUCGGCCAACACGGAGUUAGUCUUGGAAACCCUGGCCCAGAUGGACGACUUGGAGGAUUUUCUGUCCAAAGACAAGCACGCAGACCCCGAUUUCACCAGGAAGCUGUGGGCCUACCUCACCAUCAACCAACUGCUGGCCGAGCGAAGCCUGGCUCCUACGGCUGCCACCAAAAGGAAGAUCACAAAAAAGAUCCUGCAGAUGUCUCUAGAACACCAUGUCGUGACCCCACUGACCGCGAUGGUGAUUGAGAAUGAGGCGGGGGACGAGCGGAUGCUGGCCGACUCUCCCCCGCAGGACUACUCCUGCUGCUCAGGCGCCCUGUACUACGGCAGCCGAGUCUCCCCAGACUCAAUCCCCGCUUGGGCCAACGCUUCCCCGACACCGGUGGUCCCAAUGCCCGUGGAAGGUCGGGUGCUGGAGUCAACGCCCCCACCACACGUGAUGCGAGUUGAAAAUGACCCACAUUUCAUCAUUUACUUACCAAAAAGCCAAAGUAAUAUUUGUUUCAAUAUUGACUCAGAACCUGGAAAAAUCCUCAACCUGGUUUCUGAUCCAGAAUCAGGAAUUUUAGUCAACGGUCAGCUUGUUGGUGCGAAGAAGCCAAAUAAUGGAAAACUAAGCACCUAUUUUGGAAAACUGGGGUUUUAUUUCCAAAAGGAAGACACAAAAAUAGAAAUCAGCACGAAAGCCAUCACCAUGAGCCGCAGGUCCCGGACGUCUGUCUUGUCCUGGUCGGACACAGUGCACGUCGUCAACCAAAGCGUGCUUAUCUCAGUGAAGAAGGGAAAAGCCGUGACCAUUGCCCUGGACAAGGAAAUGUCCUUCUCUGUUUUACUUCAUCGCGUUUGGAAGAAGCAUCCGAUUAAUGUGGACUUUCUGGGAAUUUAUAUCCCCCCCACCAACAAGUUUUCGCCUAAAGUACACGGGCUAAUCGGCCAGUUCAUGCAGGAGCCCAAGAUACGCAUCUUCAAUGAGAGACCAGGAAAGGACCCCCAGAAGCCGGAGGCCAGCAUGGAAGUGAAAGGGCAGACGCUGACCGUGAGCAGGGGCCUACAGAAAGACUACAGGACAGACAUAGUGUUUGGAACAGACGUCCCCUGCUGGUUUGUGCACAACAGUGGGAAAGGCUUCAUCGACGGGCAUUACAAGGACUACUUCGUGCCUCAGCUCUACAGCUUUCUCAAGAGGCCUUAAAGGUUUACAGAGUUUUUGGAAAUUAUAUGUAUAAAUACACAUUUUUUCCCUGCCGCCUUUGCACGUAUUCUUCAGUUUGAAUAAUUAAAGACAACCAGAUAUUAUGGUAGUUUAUAAAGCCUAUAAACCUGUCUGAAAAAAUAAACAUUUUGCAAUGGA
This is a messenger RNA of Otolemur garnettii (small-eared galago), 3135 nucleotides long. It is a transcript of the gene ITIH2, whose product is annotated as inter-alpha-trypsin inhibitor heavy chain 2. NCBI's taxonomy places the organism in Eukaryota, Metazoa, Chordata, Mammalia, Primates, Galagidae. Bases 139 to 2976 code for a protein of 945 amino acids. The record is from RefSeq and is a predicted model, not a curated record. The transcript has 21 exons. Gene Ontology annotation, biological process: hyaluronan metabolic process. Gene Ontology annotation, molecular function: serine-type endopeptidase inhibitor activity.